AUGAUUCGGUGCUGCAGUACAUUCCGACGGGUGGCUUCCAUUCGCCAUCUAACGACGAAGAGCGAGCAACUUCAGCGAGCACUCGCCUCUCGACCGACCAUCUAUGCUCUCGCGACUCCGCCAGGCAAGGCAGGUGUUGCUGUCGUUCGAGUAUCCGGGCCGCACGUAUUCGAUGUAUGGAAGACUAUUGUACGAAGAAAUGGAAAGGGAAAAGGAAAAGAUAUUAUGGAACAUGCCAGGUUGAUACGUUGUGAGUUGUUAGACGCAAACGAUGGAGAAGUUCUAGACGACGGUAUGGCUGUCUUCUUCCAAGCACCGGCCUCCUAUACAACGGAAGAUACAAUUGAGCUCCACGUCCACUCUUCUCUGGCCGUCUUGUCUCGCCUUAUGUCGUCUCUGUCCGCUCUUCCUGGUGUGAGGCAAGCCGAGCGCGGAGAAUUUACGCGUCGCGCAUUCGAAGCUGGAAGGAUCGACCUUACACAGGCAGAGGCAUUGCGUGACCUAAUUGAGAGCGAGACGGAGGUGCAGCGGAAAUGGGCAAGGAAAGGCGUGGAGGGCAGGGCGAAGGUCCGAUACGAAGCAAUGAGGAAUGAUGCUAUUCUCGCGCUUGCCACCGUGGAGGCUCUCAUCGACUUUGGGGAAGGGGAGGAUAUUGAAGAGGGGGCGUGGGACCAAGCACGACGGCGUGUUAGCAAGCUUCGGGCGAACAUUGCACAUCACCUCUCUCCCUCGCAGAGGGGAGAAAUAUACACGAGUGGAUUAUCAUUAGUAAUAUUCGGCCCUCCAAAUGCAGGCAAGAGCAGCCUACUUAAUCACCUCGCCCAACGCGAAGCAGCUAUCGUCACCCCUAUACCAGGCACGACGCGUGACGUGCUCGAGGUUGCGCUGGACAUUGCUGGAUGGCGUGUCAAAGUGCAUGAUACUGCCGGCCUUCGCCCCUCCUCAGACGUUGUCGAGAGCAUCGGUGUGCAGCGCGCCGGCCAAGCUGUGGAGGGAGCCGACCUGGCUGUAUGCGUGCUAUCCCUCCCCGAGCUAGUGAACAACGGUUUCCGCGUACCGGACAUGAUCGGCAAGCACGUUACACAGGAGACGGUGGCUCUACUGAACAAGGUGGACGCGGUCGACCCAGCGCAGCUCGGAGAGUGGCUCGAUUUCGCCAGGAUGGCGCUCCCACCUGGAACGCCAAUAUGGCCAAUCAGCAUACAGCGGGGAGAUGGGAUGUCGGAGCUGUCAGACGGCCUCGCAGAGGUGAUCAAACACCGGUUCCAUUCCGAAGGGGACGAGCCGCUCAUCACACACGCACGACAUCGCGCGCACCUGGAAGCGACACUCAGGUUUCUAGACGCGUUCCUCGCGCUCGGUGUGGAGGAUGUCGUCCUCGCUGCUGAGGAAUUACGCUACGCAGCGAAGGAGUUGAGCAAAGUCACAGGCCUUAUCGAUGUAGAAGAUGUGCUGAACGCGGUAUUCAAAGAGUUCUGCAUCGGGAAAUAA
Molecule: messenger RNA, 1491 nt
Organism: Dacryopinax primogenitus
Lineage: Eukaryota; Fungi; Basidiomycota; Dacrymycetes; Dacrymycetales; Dacrymycetaceae
Product: P-loop containing nucleoside triphosphate hydrolase protein
Exons: 7
Coding region: 1-1491 (496 amino acids)
Biological process (GO): tRNA wobble uridine modification; tRNA methylation
Cellular component (GO): cytoplasm; mitochondrion
Molecular function (GO): GTP binding; protein binding; GTPase activity
Source: RefSeq, a predicted model, not a curated record